Molecule: messenger RNA, 3219 nt
Organism: Raphanus sativus (radish)
Lineage: Eukaryota; Viridiplantae; Streptophyta; Magnoliopsida; Brassicales; Brassicaceae
Product: transcriptional corepressor LEUNIG
Exons: 19
Coding region: 260-3016 (918 amino acids)
Cellular component (GO): nucleus
Molecular function (GO): protein binding
Source: RefSeq, a predicted model, not a curated record
UUAUAUACAUCCAUUAAUUACAGUAAUAAAAUAAAAAUAAAAUUAUAUUCCCCUUCUUAUUUGCGAUGGUCAGAGUCUUAAGAUAUUCUUCAAAGGCUUUCCUUUUCUUUACCUGACUAGUUCUCUCUCUCUUAAAACUCGUAUCAUCUCUCUCUCUCUCUCUCUCUCUCUCUUUUUAAGUCUCUGUUUUGAUUUUGCUUUGGCUUUGUUUCAAGUGCUAAUCUCGUCACUCCCGGGAGAAAAUCAGAACAAAAGAGAGAUGUCUCAGACCAACUGGGAAGCUGAUAAAAUGCUGGAUGUCUACAUCCACGACUAUCUGGUUAAAAGAGAUUUGAAAGCUACAGCUCAGGCCUUCCAAGCUGAAGGAAAAGUUUCAUCGGAUCCAGUCGCUAUUGACGCACCUGGUGGAUUUCUGUUUGAGUGGUGGUCGGUCUUCUGGGAUAUAUUCAUUGCUAGGACCAAUGAGAAGCAUUCCGAGGUUGCUGCAUCUUACAUUGAGACACAGAUGAUGAAAGCGCGAGACCAGCAAAUGCAACAAUCUCAACACCCACAGGUCUCCCAGCAGCAUCAACAACAACAACAGCAAAUACAAAUGCAACAACUCUUGUUACAGCGUGCACAACAACAGCAGCAACAGCAGCAACAGCAGCAACAACAACAGCAACAUCAUCAACAGCAGCAGCAACACCAACAACAGCAUCAAAACCAACCACCUUCUCAACAGCAGCAGGCAGCGCCUCAACACCAACAACAGCCAACAGCACAGCAGCAGCAACAGAGGAGAGAUGGAUCCCACCUUGCAAAUGGAUCAGCAAAUGGACUUGUUGGUAAUAACGGCGACCAAGUUAUGAGGCAAAAUCCUGGGUCUGGGAGUGCCUUAGCAAAUAAUAAGGCAUACGAGGAGAGGAUCAAAAUGCCUACUCAGAGUCAGAGGGAGUCCUUAGAUGAGGCCUCUAUGAAGCGAUUCGGGGACAAUAGUGGGCAACUGUUGGAUCCAAAUCAUGCUUCGAUGCUGAAAUCCGCUGGAGCUUCCGGACAGCCUGCAGGGCAAGUGCUACAUGGUGCAAGUAGUGGUAUGUCUCCACAGGUUCAAGGUCGAAAUCAGCAACUUCCUGGGUCUGCCGUGGAUAUGAAAAGUGACAUCAACACUGUGCUCACUCCUAGAACUGCUGUUCCAGAAGGGUCCUUGAUUGGAAUUCCUGGUUCAAAUCAAGGCAACAACCUUACUCUUAAAGGGUGGCCACUCACAGGAUUUGAUCAGCUUCGUUCUGGUCUUCUUCAGCCGCAAAAACCAUUUAUGCAGUCUCCGCAGCAGUCUUUUCACCAACUCAACAUGUUGAGUCCGCAACAUCAGCAACAGCUCAUGAUGGCUCAACAGAAUCUAAAUUCACAAUCCGUCAAUGAAGAGAACAGAAGACUGAAAAUGCUACUGAACAACCGGAGCAUGAGCCUCGGAAAAGAUGGCCUUGGGGGUUCUGUUGGGGAUGUGCUACCUAAUGUUGGGUCGUCUUUGCAACCUGGUGGCUCUCUUUUGCCUCGUGGAGACACCGACAUGCUACUAAAGUUAAAGAUGGCUCUUUUACAGCAGCAGCAUCAGCAGCAGGGUGGUGGAAAUCUAGCACAGCCACAGGCACUUAGCCAGCACGCCCUUUCUAAUCAGCAAUCACAGAGUUCGAAUCACAACAUUCAACAACAAGAUAAACUAGGAGGGGGUGGUAGUAUGACGAUGGAUGGUAGCAUGUCAAACUCUUUUAGAGGAAAUGAACAGGUGUUGAAGAAUCAAACUGGGAGGAAAAGAAAGCAACCGGUUUCGUCUUCUGGGCCAGCUAAUAGUACAGGAACAGCCAACACUACAGGACCAUCACCGAGCUCAGCACCUUCUACACCUUCAACUCAUACUCCUGGAGAUGCGGUUUCCAUGCCUAAUCUGCCUCAUGGUGGUGGUUCCUCCAAAGCAGUAAUUAUGUUUGGCACUGAGGGGACUGGGACUCUUACAUCUCCAUCAAAUCAGUUGGCUGAUAUGGAUCGAUUUGUGGAAGAUGGGUCACUUGACGACAACGUUGAGUCUUUUUUAUCCCAUGAGGAUGGUGAUCAACGAGACACUGUUGGACGGUGUAUGGAUGUUAGUAAAGGUUUCACGUUUACUGAAGUGAAUUCAGUACGUGCGAGCACAAGCAAAGUUACCUGUUGCCACUUUUCCUUGGAUGGAAAAAUGCUUGCUAGUGCCGGACAUGACAAAAAGGCUGUACUAUGGCAUACUGACACUUUGAAGCCAAAGACCACACUUGAGGAGCACACAGCUAUGAUAACAGAUGUUCGUUUUAGUCCAAACCUGCCUCGGCUUGCAACUUCUUCAUUUGACAAAACUGUCAGGGUUUGGGAUGCUGAUAAUAAAGGUUACUCCCUUCGUAAUUUCAUCGGACAUUCUUCUAUGGUUACGUCAGUUGAUUUCCAUCCCAACAAGGAUGAUCUCAUAUGUUCCUGUGACAAUGACGGCGAGAUUAGGUACUGGAGCAUCAACAAUGGAACUUGCUCAAGAGUGUACAAGGGUGGUAGCACUCAGACGAGGUUCCAACCACGUGUUGGAAAGUAUCUCGCUGCUUCUUCAGCUAAUGUUGCAUCUGUACUAGAUGUUGAAACACAAGCUUGUCGACACUCUCUGCAGGGCCAUACUAAUCCGAUAAACUCGGUGUGCUGGGACUCUUCUGGUGACUUCUUGGCAACGGUUAGUGAAGAUAAGGUGAAAGUUUGGACGUUCGGGUCAGGUAAUGAAGGAGAAUGUGUUCACGAGCUAAGCUGCAAUGGCAGCAAGUUCCAGUCUUGUGUUUUCCAUCCGACUUACCCUUCUCUACUCGUAGUCGGUUGUUACCAGUCUUUAGAACUGUGGAACAUGUCACAGAACAAGACGAUGACUUUGACUGCUCACGAUGGGAUAAUUGCGUCACUGGCGGUUUCAACUGCAACGGGAUUGGUUGCAUCGGCUAGUCACGACAAGCUUGUGAAGCUGUGGAAGUGAGGGAAGAAAAGGACAUGUUCGUUUAUGUUUCUUAGGUGUUAUUCUUCUUUUAAGGAUAAACUUUGUAGACAGUUUUCAUCUUCCAUCUCAAGAUAAGUCUUUCUCAAGAUGUUUAAACAAUGUUGCUGUUGUAUGAUCUGUGACCUAAUUGGAAACUGUUGUAAUCUUAGUUUUUUUAAUAAUGACGUUAAAGUUGUAUGCCA